This is a messenger RNA of Durusdinium trenchii, 300 nucleotides long. Lineage: Eukaryota; Dinophyceae; Suessiales; Symbiodiniaceae. The record is from the annotation of a GenBank genome assembly.
AUGCAGUUCUCAGCGGACUUCACGUAUGUGACCACCGGGGUGAUGAAGCUCCGCAGCCACAAGAACGCCUGUUUGCUGGAUGGGCUUUGGCGUGUGGAGUACCCGUCCGAGAGCGGGCGGAGUCCGGUGGUGAUCCGAGUCCAGGGUGGAAUGUGGGAGAUGAGGGGUUCGCGCUACUGGCUGACUCUGACGGACCCCUCGAAGCCUUGCUUUGUCUGGCGGGGGCUGGGCGUGGUGCAGACCUGUCAGAUGCCUCCAACGGCGCUGGCAGAGGGGGACUGCCUGCUGUGGGUGGCUUGA